AUGUACUGCGUUUUGCGGCCAUCUGAGAAGCACUCCUCUGGUCAACGUACGCGAGAAGUCGGAGACUCGGAGCAAGACGAGACGAGCCGUCCUUUCUCUCCUCUCCCCAUGGCACGCCGCAUACUACGGGUACCUGGCUCCGCGGUAAUGCCUGGGCCCUCCGUCUCCUUCCCGUCUGCCGCCUGCGCCUGUGACUUGCACAGGGCAACAACGGGUAGUUACAACGGCACAAGCCAUGUGCGCAUCGGGCCCUGGGGCUGGGGGUCAAAGGGUCAGACAUUGUCAUAG
Colletotrichum lupini is the source of this 288-nucleotide messenger RNA. RefSeq lists its product as uncharacterized. The record is from RefSeq and is a predicted model, not a curated record. The transcript is spliced from 2 exons. The coding region runs from base 1 to 288 and encodes 95 amino acids. Lineage: Eukaryota; Fungi; Ascomycota; Sordariomycetes; Glomerellales; Glomerellaceae.